CUCCCCCAACCCCCCUCCCCCCUCCACCGCAACGGAACCAUGGCUCUCGCGGCCGCCGCCGUCGCCGCCGCGCGCCCCUCCCCGACCGGCUUACCCCGACCGUUAUGCCGCGCCUCCGCGCAUCCGUGCCGCCCUCGGCGGUGCCGGCUGGAGGCGAGCUUGUCGGCCUCCACGCCGGCGCCCGCGCCGGCGACAGCGGACGAGGGGGCCGCCGCGGGGCCGUGCCCCGUGGUCAGGUUCGACAUGGCCGACUUCACUGUCGCCGACCGCGUCAGCGUCGGGCUCCACGGACGGUCCGAUGAGAUGCUCUUCGAGGCCACGGUGCGCGAUCCUAGCAGUGAGCUGUACGGGUCGACGGUGGUGUUGCGGCAGCUGACUAGCUCACAGGCGAAACGGAGGGGCCGGCGCGCGCUAGAGGUGCUCAAGAAACUGGCCCGUCGCCAGAUGAUGUACCAUUCUUACGCGAUGCAGGUCCAUGGCUACGUUACUCCGAGCAAGGCCAUGGAGGAGGGUGACGCUCCGCUUGUCUUGGUGCAUGGGUACCAUGGGAGCUACUCCUUGCGUCACUGGUUGCAACUCUCGGAUUGGCUUCCAACCUUGGAAGCAACAUUAGCAUUGGAUGAAGAACAAGUGAGGAGGGUAGGAGAUGAUUCGGUUGGAGGGCCUGCUGUAACUCGGCAGCUGCGAUUAAUCAGGAUAUUGAUGAGAGACCUUCUGAUUGGUGUAAAUUAUCUGCAUAGCCAUGGAAUGGCUCAUACUGAGCUUAGGCUGGAGAAUGUUCAUGUCAGCCCAGUAGACAAGCAUGUCAAAGUUGGUAUUCUUGGGAAUGCUGUUGAUUUUCAUGACAAUGAUCCCAGCAACAGUACAAUAGCAAGUAACAACGAGAGGCGGAAAAUGAUGAUAGCAUUUGACAUGAGAUGUGUUGGCUUCAUAAUGGCAAAGAUGGUUCUGAGAGAGCUCAUGGAUUCAUCAACAUUCCAAAAAUUCAAGUCAUUCUUGAAUAAGGGAAAUGAUCCAUCAUGUUUGCGUGAGUUCCUUGUACCGAUUUUAAGCCAAAAUUCUCCAUCUGGGAAUAUUGGUCUGCAAAUGUUAGAUAGGCACUGGGGUGCUGGUUGGAAUCUUUUGGCCUUAUUACUGGCGACAAAAUCCGACAAAAGGAUAAGUUGUGUCGAUGCACUGCGUCACCCCUUCCUUUGCGGACCUAAAUGGCGUAUAAGUCCAACAGUGAAUGUUGUACGCUGGGGCUUGGGAUCAACUGCUGUCCGCCUGGCUGAAGAUUAUAUUUAUGGGCAUCAUCAGCGUAAACGGUUAGCAUAUUUCAUUGAGUUGAUGGAGGUGCUAAACCCUAGUUCAAAAACAGAGAAUUGGCUUCGCCUCCUACCUGGUCGUUGGUGCCUCUUAUACUGCACCGGUAGGCACAUCGGUCUAACACUUCGUCAGCCUACCCCCAGAGUCCUCAUCAGUGAUGCGUUCCUCACAUUUGCCCAAGUCCCAGAAUCUGUGGAUCCCGUUUUAUCUCUGACCUCAGAUAUUGGUUUCAAAAUCAUGCCGGAAUCUGACUGGCCCCACGACAAAUCCGGAACCGAAGGAAAUCUGUCAGUUACCACAUCGGCAAAGAUAACUCCUGGGAGGAUCUACACCAAUGCCGAGGAUAGUACAGACAGUAGGAUUACGACUUCUAGAUAUCUUGGUGGUAAAUGGGGAAAAGCUGCUAAGAUGAAGGAGCUGCCAGCUAGCCUCCCCACUGCUAGCGUCAACGUGGAUGAGGACGAAGUCGACGUGUCCAUGAGUUGUGGCUCAACUUUGAACGUCAAGUCUGCACGCAAUGUGCUGCAAGAGGUCCGUACGCAGACGCCACCGGAGAUGUUCGAUCUGUCAAAGAUUGUUUGCGGUACAUACAUUGAUUCAAGGUUGAUGAUUCUUCGCGGUGUUAAUGGGUCGGCCUUACUUUUCGUUAGAUCAAAUCAUACGUCUGACACCUGAGGAGCAUAUUUGUAGCCCAUUGUCUCCUCUGCAUUCUUGUAUCUCUAGGUGUACAUUAUUCAUUUUUAGCAGGUGUACAUAGUAAAGAUUCCAGCAGCUUAAAAAAAAGAUUCCAGCAGAAAAUCAGAGUGUUAUGUUAGAAAACAUAUCCCUAUACAUUAACAGAUUAACUGAGAAGGUCUACACAAGCUUCA
This is a messenger RNA of Hordeum vulgare subsp. vulgare (domesticated barley), 2177 nucleotides long. RefSeq names its product probable plastid-lipid-associated protein 14, chloroplastic. Gene Ontology annotation, biological process: protein phosphorylation. The transcript has 13 exons. Bases 40 to 1983 code for a protein of 647 amino acids. NCBI's taxonomy places the organism in Eukaryota, Viridiplantae, Streptophyta, Magnoliopsida, Poales, Poaceae. Gene Ontology annotation, molecular function: protein kinase activity; ATP binding. The record is from RefSeq and is a predicted model, not a curated record.